AUGGCCACCUCCGCUGCGCCCGUGGUGAAAGUCGACCUGGAUUCGUUGACCUCCUUGGCUGGGAAGACCAUCAUCGUCACCGGGGCGUCCUCUGGCAUCGGCCUGGAGGUUGCCGAGUUCUUCUACGACCAUGGCGCCAACGUGGUGUUCGUGGGUGGCCGCAAGCGUCCCGACACCUACGUGGACCUGGAUUCGCCGCGGGCAUUGGUGCGCCAGUGCGACAUCAGCUCGUGGGACUCGCAGGUCGAAGUGUUUGAAGCGGCCAAGCAGAAGUUUGGCCGCAUCGACAUCGUCUGCCUCAAUGCUGGGGUGGCUGAGCCGCGCGGCCAGUUCUUCGACGUCAAGGUCGAUGAGUCGGGCAGGCCGCUGCCCAUUGACACCCGAGUGAUCGACGUGGACCUGAAGGGAACCAUGUAUGGCAUCGCUCUCGGCAUCCACUACCUCAAGGACAACGGAGGAACGGUCAUCAUGGUCACCAGUCGGGCAGGCUAUGGAGGGAACGAGAUCAUGCCGGGAUACUCGGCGGCAAAAAACGGUGCCACGGGCCUCCUGCGCUCUUUAGCUGGCUCGGCCAAAGAGAAGGGCAUCGCGCUCGCCAUCGUAGCUCCACACAUCACCUUCACGCCUGGGCCUUUCCCGCUCGAUUACAAACGAGGUCCUGAGGCCUUCGAGAAGAUGCGCGCCAAGCUCGAGAAGGUGGGCAUCCAUCUGAGCUCUUCCCGCACCUGCGCCCUCGCCUGCGCCUACAUUGUCCAGGGAGGGCUGGACCAGGCCGGGGCUGGAUUGCUGGUUGAGAACGACGAGAUCUACAACAUCGAGCAGGCACUCAAAGACAGCACGCCCGAAUGGUUCAAGGUGAAGGGAGACACAAAAGCCGCACGAGAGGAAUAUGCCAAGAACAUGGAGGCGUCCGGCCGGGCCUGA
Messenger RNA from Capronia epimyces CBS 606.96, 924 nucleotides. RefSeq lists its product as uncharacterized. The record is from RefSeq and is a predicted model, not a curated record. Bases 1 to 924 code for a protein of 307 amino acids. The transcript has 2 exons. NCBI's taxonomy places the organism in Eukaryota, Fungi, Ascomycota, Eurotiomycetes, Chaetothyriales, Herpotrichiellaceae. Gene Ontology annotation, cellular component: cytoplasm. Gene Ontology annotation, molecular function: oxidoreductase activity, acting on the CH-OH group of donors, NAD or NADP as acceptor.